GUUGUUGGGGCAUCCCAUUUUCAGCAUCCUGCACUCCCUUCGAUGUUUGGCGUCUCGCAUGGACGGUGGCGACCUGCUGGUGGUGCAACCCCGGCAUCAGGCCCGGGAACACCUGCAAGAGGCACUGAGGCUGGCAGAAACAUUUUCUGGUGAGGACUGCCCCCACAUGGAGAUUGGCAAAUCGUCUGGUUUUCGUCCAUAUCCAUCAACAUUUCUUGGGCCUGGAGCCGUUGAAUCGAUUUAUGGGCGCUGUCAGGAGCUCGGCUGUGACCGUGUGUUUGUGAAUGCUCCACUUUCUGGUGUGCAGCUGAGAAACCUGGAAAGGGCUGUCAAAUGCGAUGUUAUUGAUCGCAUCGGGUUGAUCAUCGGCAUUUUUGCACAACGGGCACAGACAAAGGAAGCAAAACUGCAGGUCGAACUUGCAAAGCUGGAAUAUGAAUCCAGUCGCUUGGUGCGUGUAAUGGAUGCAUCGGGGAUGAGAGGAGCAUUUGGGGAGGGCCGGGAAGUGGUCAGUGCAAGGGAUCGGGGAUCAAGUGGCAGCUCAGGACUGGGUGGUGGUGGACCCGGUGAGAGAGAGCUGGCACUACAAAAGUCUCGCAUUGGCAGGAGAAAAAGGAUGUUAAAGAAGAGGAUAGAGGACGUCAGAAAGACACGGGCUUUGCAGAGAAAGGGUCGCAAAAGAAACAAUGCUCCCACAGUGGCUGUGGUAGGCUACACAAAUGCCGGGAAGACCACGUUGGUGUCAAAAUUGACGAACAAGCACCUGCGCAGUGACGACAUGUUGUUUGCCACGUUGGACCCUGCAGUGAAGCGGCUCGACUUACCAUCUGGAAAGUUUGCACUCCUUGUAGACACUGUGGGCUUCAUAUCAGACCUCCCUGUGCAGCUGGUGGAUGCAUUCCAGGCGACCCUUGAAGAAGUUCAGGAGGCGAGCAUCAUCCUUCAUGUUUUAGACGCUUCAAUUCCCGAUGUCCUCGAGCAAAGAGAGUCUGUCAUCCAGAUUCUUAGGGAGCUGGGUUUGAAGGACGAGGAUUUGAGUGAAAGGGUGAUCGAAGUGUGGAAUAAGGCCGACAAUAUGCCGGACAUCCCCGACUUGUGGACACCAGGAAGUUACCAAAGCCCGAAGAAUGAGUUUAUGGGCGAAGGGCUGAUGUCGCAGUUCGGUCGGCGACCAGGUCGGGGCUGCUCUGCCCGGGUGAUGGUGUCUGCGCUGAAUGGAUUUGGGCUGGAUGCACUACUUCAUGAGGUUGAGCAGAAGGUCGUUGCUGUAACGGGGUCCAGACCGUGGGCCCCAUCGUGA
Messenger RNA from Ostreobium quekettii, 1300 nucleotides. Lineage: Eukaryota; Viridiplantae; Chlorophyta; Ulvophyceae; Bryopsidales; Ostreobiaceae. The record is from the annotation of a GenBank genome assembly.